Caenorhabditis remanei is the source of this 2442-nucleotide messenger RNA. RefSeq lists its product as uncharacterized. Bases 1 to 2442 code for a protein of 813 amino acids. The transcript has 13 exons. Gene Ontology annotation, biological process: sodium ion transmembrane transport. The record is from RefSeq and is a predicted model, not a curated record. Gene Ontology annotation, molecular function: ligand-gated sodium channel activity. NCBI's taxonomy places the organism in Eukaryota, Metazoa, Nematoda, Chromadorea, Rhabditida, Rhabditidae. Gene Ontology annotation, cellular component: membrane.
AUGCCACGAAAACGGCGGUCUGAAGACGUCGACGCUAUGGUUAUUGCUACUUCACCGAUCAAGAUUAAAGUCGAGCAGUUCAUUGAAGAAACUGCCAGCAUGGAUAUGUAUAUUCCUGCACUUGAUAGAUUCGCUGAAGACACCUCGAUGCUUGGAUUCAGAUACUUGCACACGAGAUACAAGACAUGGUUUCGAGUUCUCUGGGGAUUCGUAGUCGUUUUUUUCAUCGGACUGACAUUUUAUCAAGUUUUCGAGCGGGUCACUUAUUAUUUUAUCAAGAAUCCAUUGACGACACGAAGGAGCUAUGAGACACUUCCGAAUAUGUAUUUUCCGACGAUUGGAGUUUGUAAUAAGAUGCAAUUGAAAGCCUCAUCCGUCGCCUUCAAAAAUCCAGAUCUACUCCGUGGUAUGGUUAGUGUUCUAGAUGAGAACACUUCGAACACAACUCGAUUCGAUGAAUUGGAUAAGUUUGAUGACGUGGAUAUUCUAGAUUUGUACAGGAACUCUAUUCAAUCGGCCGAUGAUCUUUUUGUCAGUUGCGAAUUCGGAAAAAGUGGUUCAUGUCAAGAUGAGAUCCGCCCGAUGUACACUCCUUAUGGCCAUUGUUAUUCUGUAUCCCCGAACAAGACGAUUUUGAGACCUGGACCCGAGACGACACUGUCAUUAGUGUUGAACUUGGAAGUUCAUGAGAUCAUACCAGGAACCGUCGUCGAACCCGGCGUAGUCUUAUCCAUCUACGACGGAGCGAGCUCCCUCUCCCACUAUUCCGAAGGCAUACACCUGGAAGCCGGCAAAGUUGUGACGAUCCCAGUUAACGAAGUUCGUAAGCUCCGCCUCCAUGAAAGCAGUUGCGGUUCAACGAAAAUGGAAUCAUUCUCGGAGAAAGAGUACUCAAAAGCGGCGUGCGAAUGGUCGGUCAGUGUGAAACAGAUUGAGAAGGAAUGUGGAUGCAUACCGAUUAGGAAUCCAAUCUAUCGAGGUGUAUUCGAUAAUAAGAAUGAUCAAGUUGACAAUACCACCGAGAUACCGAAGAAGAAAUAUAAGAAAUGGAAGAAGAGAAAGAUUCCGAGAUGCACAUUAAGACAGGAGAUUGAAUGUGUUCAAGAGAAGUUGAACAUCCGCCCACAUAUUGAUGAUACUAUCUGCCCAGAUGAUUGUGAGGAUAUUUCGUUUUCUUCUAUUGUUUUUGGAGGAAAAUUGAGCGCUUCCGAAAUAGUUUCAAUGCUACCAAGUGAUUGGGAAGAUACGAAAGAGAAGCGAGUGGCUGCUUAUCAGAAAGCACUAGAAGUAAUACCGAACAAGAUGAUUCCAGUUGUGAGGAAUGUACAACAACUAGCAGAUGAGUUGCAGUUGUUUGUAGCGGAGGCUUCUGAGAUUUUCGGAAUAUCCGACAAGUUCAAUGAUGUCAAAUGUCUCUCCCUGGACGGUCGUAGCUAUGAAAGCUUUAUCAAUCAGUUUUACGCAUAUGAGCCAACAUGGGAACGGAUCACAACAUACCUACAACAUUCCUUAUCGAGAGAACUAAAUAGCACUGCUCUCUGCCUCGGACUCACUCUGGAUGAUAAAGGAGAAAUUGAUGACUCUGUGAGCCCGGUAGUCAACAUGACACUGGCUUCGAUUGCUUUACUUCAGCUGGGUCAAAUCGAGAAUUCUUUAGGAAGAACGAAUUUCAAUUAUGGAUUGACUAUGAUGCAUGAGACGACUAGGAGAGUUGUUCUGGAGUUAGCUCACCCACUAAUCACAGAGGUUCGAGAUUGUGUCACAAAGAUGUAUGAUAAUUUAGAGAGAGUUGAGGAGAUUGCGGAGGAUUGCAGACAUAUAUUCAAAAAUCAUUACACACCACUCCUGGAAGCCUCAAACGUCCACACUAAGACAAAUCCAUCUUCAGAAUCAUUCAAAACUUAUGCAGAAUAUAUGAAAAAAGUGUUGAGUAAACUGCAAAUUAUGAAGACAAGAGUUCGGAUGAAUGAUUGGAAAGAUUUCAAUAUUGACCUCAAAGAAUUCGAGUCAUUGUAUCGGGAAAUUGCAAAAGAUCAUGUUGAGAUAGAAGAUAUGCUCAAGUUGAGAAAGACAAUGGUUACGGAUAUUCCGAAACUAGCUGCUGAAUUAUCCGAAACAUUUUUGGCAGUAACGGAAAGUCGGCGCAAGUUUGCAGUGUUGACUGGAAUUGCAGCUGAUGAGAGGUUUAGUGAAAAGUUUUCGAACUUCUCCAAGUGCCUGGAGGAGUUGAGCACAAAAGCUCCGAUUCUGAAGAAAAGUAGAUUUAUCAGAGGAGAAUGGCUCUCAAGACUUCGGAGUCAAGUCCUGAUGGCACAGUCGUAUUCUCCAACUCAUCAGUAUGAUGUAGUCAACCUUCUGCAUAUAAAAUUCUACUUUGCUCACUUCAAACAGGAAACUAUUCUGCAAGAGAGAUCAUACAACCUCUUCUUGCUUCUUGGUUAG